GAAAGCCAUUCAUCAGCUUCCGGUGUUGAGGAGGACCAGGGAGACGGAGGGAGAAAGAAAAGCGGGCAUACACUGUUUUCUUCAUACUCUUCGCCGACCUCCAAACCCACAAGGCGUGCGCCUUUUGGAAUUUGAAGGCGGCCGACUUAUCUUUCGGGUCGGCCAAUUCACCGCGGAAGUUUGUUUUUGGCGUGCAGUUGAAUUGUCCCCAUUCAUUCCGUUGUCUGUGCUAGCACGCUAAGCUAAGCUAUUUUAGAGUCUGCUGCGCCAGGCCUUUUUUUCCUCCUGCUGGACUUUGUUACUAGCUCGUUUUGCUAACCCACGUUUUUUUUUCCUCCGAUGACUUUCCCCAUCAUCUGAGAAAUAAAACCCACUGCUCUUUUCUGUGCUAAUCAGAAUCUAGUAAUUCUAUAGUGGGUUUCCAGUCGUCGCUAAAUUCCGCGUGCAACCUUUUUUUGGGAGGGGGGCGGUUUCGAGGAGCACUUUUUUAAGCGAAUAACGCAGACCCGCGGAAAGCCGCCGAAGCUUGCAGAGAUGUCAGACUUCGACGAAUUUGAACGGCAGCUGUCUGAAAACAAGCAAGCUGAGCGGGACAAGGAGAACCGGCAUCACCGCCGCUCCGGCUCCCGUAGCCGCAGCCGAGACAGGAAGAGGCGAAGCCGAGACAGGGACAGACGUAGCCGGGAUCGCCGUGGUGACAGUAAGGAUCGCAGACACAGACGCAGCUCACCACCGAGCUACCCACAGGACAAUACUGCAAGCCGUUCCCCGCACCGCGAGAAGAAGAAGAUCAAGGUGAAGAAGUACUGGGAUGUGCCACCACCUGGUUUUGAAAACAUCAGCCCCAUGCAGUACAAAGCCAUGCAAGCUGCGGGCCAAAUUCCAGCGACGGCACUCUUGCCCACCAUGACUCCGGACGGCCUGGCCGUCACUCCCACCCCCGUGCCCGUCGUGGGCAGCCAGAUGACCCGACAGGCUCGCAGGCUCUAUGUGGGAAACAUCCCCUUCGGGAUCACUGAGGAGUCAAUGAUGGACUUCUUUAACGCUCAGAUGCGUUUGGGUGGUCUUACUCAGGCCCCGGGAAAUCCCGUGCUUGCUGUGCAGAUUAACCAAGAUAAGAAUUUUGCCUUCCUUGAGUUCCGCUCAGUGGAUGAGACAACACAGGCAAUGGCUUUUGAUGGAAUCAUCUUUCAAGGCCAGAGCCUGAAAAUUCGCCGUCCACACGAUUACCAGCCACUGCCGGGCAUGAGCGAGAACCCCAGUGUCUAUGUGCCUGGUACACAGACAAUUAAUGGUCUUGUUGUCAACACAGGAGUGGUAUCCACAGUGGUGCCCGACUCAGCCCACAAGCUCUUCAUCGGCGGGCUGCCCAACUACCUGAAUGACGACCAGGUGAAGGAGCUGUUGACGUCCUUUGGGCCCCUGAAGGCCUUCAACCUGGUGAAGGACAGCGCAACAGGCCUGUCCAAAGGAUACGCCUUCUGCGAAUACGUCGACGUCAACCUCAAUGACCAGGCGAUCGCCGGGCUCAAUGGCAUGCAGCUAGGAGACAAGAAGCUCCUGGUGCAGCGAGCCAGUGUGGGAUCUAAGAACGCCACUCUGACCAGCAUCAACCAGACGCCCGUCACGCUGCAGGUGCCGGGCCUGAACAGCACCGUGACCCAAAUGGGCGGCCUGCCCACCGAGGUGCUGUGCCUGAUGAACAUGGUGGCGCCCGAGGAUCUGGUGGACGAUGAAGAGUACGAGGAGAUCGUGGAAGACGUCCGGGACGAGUGCAGCAAGUACGGCCAAGUCAAGAGCAUCGAGAUCCCGCGGCCCGUCGACGGCCUGGAAGUGCCCGGCACCGGGAAGAUCUUUGUGGAGUUCAUGUCGGUGUUCGACUCCCAGAAAGCCAUGCAAGGCCUGACAGGAAGGAAAUUUGCCAACAGAGUAGUGGUGACCAAGUACUGCGACCCUGAUGCGUAUCACCGCCGGGACUUCUGGUAGAGGAGGCAAGACGG
Hippocampus comes (tiger tail seahorse) is the source of this 2000-nucleotide messenger RNA. It is a transcript of the gene u2af2a, whose product is annotated as U2 small nuclear RNA auxiliary factor 2a. Gene Ontology annotation, molecular function: RNA binding. The coding region runs from base 535 to 1986 and encodes 483 amino acids. NCBI's taxonomy places the organism in Eukaryota, Metazoa, Chordata, Actinopteri, Syngnathiformes, Syngnathidae. Gene Ontology annotation, cellular component: nucleus. The record is from RefSeq and is a predicted model, not a curated record. The transcript has 12 exons. Gene Ontology annotation, biological process: mRNA processing.